Vanessa tameamea is the source of this 729-nucleotide messenger RNA. Its product is annotated as low molecular weight phosphotyrosine protein phosphatase-like. The transcript is spliced from 5 exons. Gene Ontology annotation, cellular component: cytoplasm. Gene Ontology annotation, molecular function: non-membrane spanning protein tyrosine phosphatase activity; acid phosphatase activity. Bases 186 to 671 code for a protein of 161 amino acids. The record is from RefSeq and is a predicted model, not a curated record. Gene Ontology annotation, biological process: protein dephosphorylation. Lineage: Eukaryota; Metazoa; Arthropoda; Insecta; Lepidoptera; Nymphalidae.
ACUUUGUUUGAAAACAUUUAAAAAAAAAGAAAUCAAAACAGGAAAACUAGCGUCAUAUUAUACUAUAAAGUAUAAAUGUAUUCGUGCCAAAAAAAACCCUGUUAUGGAAUUUACAAACCUAACAUACUUUAUAUGCGUAAAUUUUACCAGAUUUUUGAAAUAAAGUAGUGAAUCAAUUAUACUAAAUGUCUGAAGAUAAGAAGAAAGCUCUUUUUGUUUGUCUUGGGAACAGCUGUCGAUCACCGAUAGCAGAAGCUGUGUUCCAGAACACUGUGAAUAAGAUGGCUAUAGGACAUCUCUGGGAGGUAGACAGUGCUGGGCUAGCGGACUGGAACGUUGGCUACUCCCCCACUGAUAGAGCAUUGAACACAAUGAGAAAACACGGACUACGCUAUAAUAAUGUUGGAAGACAGAUAAACAAUGACGACUUUAACAACUUUGAUUUUAUAUUUGGAAUGGAUGAAAUGAAUAUAAGAGAUCUAAAAAGCUUAGCACCUGAAAAUUGUAAGGCUAAAGUAUUUCUGCUUGGGGACUUUGAUCCGGAAGGUGAGAGAAUUAUAAGGGAUCCUUAUUUUGAUAACCACGACAGAGGCUUUGAGAAGUGCUAUGAACAGGCCGCCAGGUGCUCUAAAGGAUUCUUAGAGCAACUAGAGAAAGGAAAUGUCAAAUAGAUUAUUAAUUUGUUAUUGUGAUUUCAAUUUCAAAUAAUAAAUGAAUAUAAAUUCGUAA